AUGCCUACUAGGAAUCUUGCGCUUGCGACUCUAGUGGCUCUGGGACAAUCAAUCGUCCCUCCCGUUGAGGGUAGUAGCUUGCCUGCUCAGGCUCAGGUGAUCGACCAAAGAGCGUUCAACGUCUUAAACGUGACUCAGCCACCAAUCGAGUUCAAUGCCAAGAGUCUUUUCGUCCCUCCAGGACAUACCGAAGAAAGCCUCACUCAACGCCCAUUCCAUGUGUACGACGAUGAGUUCUUGAAAAUUAUUGGAGAAGCUCCAACACUCACCCGGAUUGCCCACUCGCCCAAAGACCCUCUGUUUCACGAGGCGGUCGUCUGGUCAAAGGAAACAGAGGAAGUCUUCUUCGUCCAGAACGCAGGUGCCAAAAACGCUAGCACUGGUCUAAAGAAGUCGGCAAUAAUUGAAAAGAUAUCUCUUGCAGAGGCCGCUGCCGUUGCUAAUAAGAGGGAUGCUGCAGGCUUGGUAACUGUUACUAAGGUCCCUUCAUCGGCUAUGGUGAUCAAUCCAAAUGGGGGAACAAACUACCGGAGACAAAUCGUCUUCACUGGUGAAGGCCAGGGUGAUGACAAGCCUCCAUCUUUAUGGCUUAUGAACCCACAAAAGCCAUACAAUACUACCGUUCUGUUGAACAAUUACUUCGGUCGGCAAUUUAACUCCUUGAACGACGUAGUCAUUCAUCCGAAAAAUAAAGACAUCUAUUUCACAGACACUAUUUAUGGAUAUGUGCAAGAUUUCCGUCCCGCUCCGGGGCUGCAGGACCAAAUCUAUCGAUUCAAUGAAGAUACCGGUGCUGUCACGGUCGUGGCGGAUGGCUUUGAUCACCCUAACGGAUUAACCUUCUCGCCUGACGGUGAGUACGCGUAUGUUACCGAUACCGGCAUCGACAGUGGUUUCUUCGGUUUGAACUUUACUCGUCCCGCUUCGAUAUAUCGCUUUGACGUGAAAGAAGAUGGGACAUUCGAGAAUCGCAAGACUUUUGCAUUUGUGAACUCCGGCGCACCUGAUGGCAUCCAUUGUGACUCCUGGGGCAAUAUAUACGCCGGGUGUGGCGACGGUAUUCAAGUCUGGAACCCAUCAGGCAAGCUCAUCGGGAAAAUAUAUGUUGGUUCUACCUCGGCGAACUUCAACUUCGCUGGAAAGGGUCGAAUGGUCAUUUGUGCUGAGACAGACCUCUACUAUGCAACAUUGGCUGCAGCAGGGAAUUAUGUUGAUAGUGAGAUGUGA
This is a messenger RNA of Penicillium atrosanguineum, 1227 nucleotides long. RefSeq names its product SMP-30/gluconolactonase/LRE family protein. The transcript is spliced from 8 exons. Bases 1 to 1227 code for a protein of 408 amino acids. The record is from RefSeq and is a predicted model, not a curated record. NCBI's taxonomy places the organism in Eukaryota, Fungi, Ascomycota, Eurotiomycetes, Eurotiales, Aspergillaceae.